Messenger RNA from Stegastes partitus (bicolor damselfish), 1140 nucleotides. RefSeq names its product shisa family member 9b (gene shisa9b). The transcript has 4 exons. The record is from RefSeq and is a predicted model, not a curated record. Gene Ontology annotation, cellular component: postsynaptic membrane; AMPA glutamate receptor complex; postsynaptic density. Gene Ontology annotation, biological process: regulation of short-term neuronal synaptic plasticity; regulation of AMPA receptor activity. The coding region runs from base 1 to 1140 and encodes 379 amino acids. Lineage: Eukaryota; Metazoa; Chordata; Actinopteri; Pomacentridae.
AUGCGGGGCACUGAGCUCCUGCUCGGUUACUUUCUAGUGAAAGUUAUGGUGUGCGACGCAGAGGGCGAGCCGGGUCAAACCGUCGACGACUUCAUCGUAGUCACCGGGUUUAACGACUCCAAGGAAGGGGAGAGCGAAGUCACGGAGAGCCCGCACACGGAGGACAAGUGCCGGGGCUACUACGACGUGAUGGGCCAGUGGGACCCGCCGUUCGUGUGCAGGACGGGCAGCUACCUGUACUGCUGCGGCACCUGUGGCUUCAGGUUCUGCUGCGCGUUCAAAAGCUCCCGGCUGGACCAGACCACCUGUAAGAACUACGACACCCCGCCGUGGAUGAUGACGGGCAGACCCCCGCAGAAGGUGGACGUGGCGCUGGACUCCGCGAAGGAUAAAACCAACCUCAUUGUGUAUGUCAUAUGCGGGGUCGUGGCCAUAAUGGCACUGAUAGGAAUUUUCACCAAGCUCGGUUUGGAAAAGACGCACCGACCACACAGAGAAAAUAUGUCGAGAGCUCUCGCACACGUAAUCCGGCAUCCCACCUCAGAACAUUCAGACGACAUCGGACUGGGUCAGCACUAUGAGAACAUCCAAACCAGAGUCACACUAAACAGUUUCCACAGCAACCAGAUGAACAACAUGGUCCAAGCAUCGACUCUGAUAAGUCAGCCGUACCCAGCCGUGGGACCGAUCACCAGCCCGUAUGAACAACAGAACCCCGUCAAGGACCUCAACAAGUACGCCACGCUCAAGGCUGUGGCAGAGAAAGCUAAUGACAGCUUCCACAGCAACCGUCGACAAGUGAUGGAGAUGACUACCAAGGGCAGCCUCCCCAUGGAAGGAGUGGACAUGGAGCCGGAGCCCAGUAAUCCGUACAGCCCUCCCAGACAGCUGUCUACAAAGCAGAAUGGACACAAGUACAAAAGCCCCCGGAGCCACAGCUCCCAGUCGCUGUGCUACAGCCCCAACGCUGCCGCCAGCCCGGUGGUGCUCAGAUCCUGGGAGAGCAAGGACUCGCUGGGGCUCCGACAGAGCUACGGCCCAAAGAAACUGUGCAUCAUAGAGAAGGAGCUGCACACAACUCGCUACAUCCCUCCACAGCCGUACUUUGUCACCAACAGCAAAACAGAAGUGACAGUAUGA